AUGACCCGCGCGCCCGCCGUCCAUUCCUCUGCUCCCUUUGCCCUGCACUCCGUGCACUCCAUCUCUCCCCCAGUCGUCUCCCCCCCAACUGUGCCAAUCUUCCCCCCUCUCUCCCUCCUGUUCUCUCUUUCCCUGCCUCACCCUGCCUGUCAAUCCGGUUCCUCCUCCACACCCUGCCCCUGCAGCUUCAACGUGUAUGUGUGUGCUGCGGCAGAGCACUGUCACGUACUGGUGUCCCAAGCUGAGGAGAGGAGAGAAGCCAAAGGCACCGAGCCGCCCGAGCCGCCCGACCCGCCCGAGCCGCCCGAGCCGCCCGAGCCGCCCGAGCCGCCUGAGGAGCCGAGCCGCUGGUGCCGCGGAGCCGCAGUUGCUGCUGAGCCGUCCGAGCAGCCGUGUUGCCGUGUUGCUGUGCUACUGAGCUGCCCGAACCGCCCUGUCUGGGCAGACGGUCUCUCUCUCUUUGACCUCACCUCUGGCGCCUCUCCUGCCCCUGCUGCUGAUGCUGACCCCACUGUUCGCUCCCAGUGGGCCACGCACGAUGCUGCUGCACGUCUUGCUGUGCGUCGCCACCUGCCUACCACUGAGCGCGCGCACUUUCGUCAGUACAAGAGUGCUCAGACCUUGUACGACGCUGUAGUUGCGCGCUACUCUUCCCCUGCCACUGCUGCACUGAGCCGCCUCAUGCUACCGUACCUCUUCCCUGACCUUGCAGCCUUUCCCACAGUCGCUGACCUCAUUACGCACCUCCGCACUAGUGACACUCGCUACCGCGCCGCGCUUCCUGCUGAGUUCUGCCCCAAGAACCCCCCCCCCAUGUACAUCACUCUCUAUUAUAUAGUCACCCGCCUCCCUGACUCCCUUCGUGUAGUCAGGGACCACUUCCUCUCAGUCUGUCCCACCACUCUCACUGUUGACCUCUUAGAGAAGGCCCUCCAAGCAGCGGAGAAGAGCAUAGUCGCUGUAGGAGCCUCUCGUGGUGACCCUCGCACCCCCAUCUUUGAGGGUCGGUCGGUGCGGCGUCUGCCCCUAGCGGGAGACGCCGCUCUGGCAAUGGCAAGGGGGGCAAGGGCGCGAGUGGAGCUAGCGGGGGCGGUGGAGGUGGCGGUGGAGGCGGCGGAGGGAGUGGGGGUGGCGGUGGGAGUGGUGGCGGGGGUGGAGGUGUCGGUGGCAGCAGUGGAGGCGGAGGCGGCGGAGGCGGCGGCGGUGCUAGCGGAGGCAGCGGUGGUGGCGGAGGUGGAGAAGGCGGUGGUGGAGGAGGUGGCGGUGGUCGGGGUGGCGCUUCGCACAGGAGCAGCCCUGGUGGUGCGUCAGCGUGGUGGGGGUUUUGGUCGGUGCACCUACGUCCUUCGCUCCGGCGACCGCGCGGGUGAGCAGUGUGGGGGUGCCCACCCCACCCAGCGCUGCUUUGGCCGCCUGACGGACGCUUGGCGUCAGCAGUUUCCAGAGGCCAGUGAGAUCCCCCGCUGGGGAGAGCUUCCUAGGGCAGGCGUAGCUAUCUUUGAUCUUGACUUUGAUGCUAUCCUUGCUGCCAUGUAUGCUGUGACUAUUAGUGAUGAGGGUGACUGUUACCGGUGUUUCCCGCCCGACCCGGGCAUUGGUACUGCUGCUCUAGGUGCUGGUGAGGCUGCUGCUCUAGGUGCCAGUGCGUCUGCGCCCUCAGGUGCUGGUGAGUCUGCGCUCUCAGGUACCACGUCGGCUUCGGCCUCCCUCACCUUCACACUUGACUCAGGGGCUUCUCGCUCCUUCUUACGAGACCGCACCACACUCACGCCGCUUGGUCGCCCGGUUGCAGUCUCCCUUGCAGACCCCUCUGGGGGUCCUGUCCUCUCUCACUUCUCCACUGUCCUCCCGUGUCCGGCUGCCCCCUCUGGCACCUUGUCUGGUCCUUACCUCCCCUCGUUCUCUACGAACUUGGUGAGUGGUGCUGACCUGCAGGAUACGGGGGUUCACCAGUUUACUCUUGCGAGUCAGCGGGUGACCCACUGCUCGGACGCUCGCACAGGCCGGCACCUGGCCACGUUUACGCGUCGGCCGGGGUCGAGCCUCUACACCCUGACCACUGGGUCUCCUCCUGUCCCUGCGUCUAGCCAGGUAGCUGCGUCAGGGCCUGGUCCUUCCUGUGUUCCCUGUGUUGAGGGGCGGCUCCGGGCUGCCCCUCACUCCUCUCAGUUUCCCCCGACAGAGGCUCCGCUGCAGACGCUUCACAUGGACGUGUGGGGCUCGGCUCGCGUCCGUGGACAGGGUCACGAGCGCUACUGCGUGCUGGUGGUUGACGACUACUCGCGUUACACCACAGUCUUCCCCUUGCGCAGCAAGGGUGAUGUCACUGAGCAAAAUGGGAUUGCUGAGCGCCGCAUUGGCAUGGUCAUGGACGUUGCUCGUACGUCCAUGAUGCAUGCGGCUGGCCCUCAUUUUCUGUGGCCGUUUGCGGUUCGGUACGCGGCGCAUCAGAUCAACCUUCACCCCAGGGUCUCCAUGCCGGAGACCUCCCCAGCUCUGCUGUGGACGGGGAAGGUAGGCGAUGCGUCUGGGUUCCGUGUCUGGGGAUCUCGGGCGUUUGUCCGCGACUUGUAUGCGGACAAACUGUCCACUCGUGCUGCUCCUUGUGUCUUCCUUGGCUUUCCCCCUGACGCACCAGGGUGGCAGUUCUACCACCCCUCCUCUCGUCGUGUUCUGUCCUCCCAAGACGUCACGUUUGACGAGUCGGUACCCUACUACUGUCUCUUCCCCUACCGCACUCCUUCCCUCCCCCCGCCGCCGCACUUCCUUGUGCCAGGUCCCCCCCAUGUAGACCCCCUCCCCCCUCAGGGUCCUGCCCCUUCAGGUGUGUCCCAGGUAGACGCAGUCGAGCCGGUCGAGGUUGCUGGUGACUCUGGUACUGCUACGGGUGCUGAGCCUGGGGGUGCUGACUCUGGGGGUGCUGCGCGAGUGGGUGCUGAGCCUGGGGGUACUGCGCCUGGGGGUGCUACGACUGGGGGUGCUGAGCCUGGGGGUCCUUCGCCUGGGGGUGCUGCGUUUGGAGCUGCUGAGCCUGGGGGUGCUGCGUCUAGAGCUGCUGAGCCUGGGUGUACUGAGUCUGGAGCUGCUGAGCCUGGGGGUGCGAAGCCUGCGGCCGCUGGACCUGCUCAUUUGGCGUCUGGCGGUGCUGGGCCUGGUGGUUCUCCGGGUGCUUCGUCUCGGCGGGAGCCACUCUCUCCAGAGGAGCUGCGUGAGUGGUGCUAG
Messenger RNA from Closterium sp. NIES-65, 3222 nucleotides. Lineage: Eukaryota; Viridiplantae; Streptophyta; Zygnematophyceae; Desmidiales; Closteriaceae. The record is from the annotation of a GenBank genome assembly.